UCCAGAAGAGAACGGAUCCGCCCUUGGAAGACCCCACGCGAUCGAGAUCUGGUUCAGAUGCCCAAGUCACGUCACAUUAAGGAAGUCUCUCACGGUUCGGUUGGAAAAACAUCAGGAAGUUCCGCGUGGUGUUUGGUUAACGGCCAAGCCCCCGAUUUACCUCAGCGCUGACAAACCUUUUUCACAUCUGCUCAUCGAUCCCUCUCGUCUCGGAGACUCAUCACACCACGCUAGCUUUCUUAUUCGCACCCCUUUUCCAGCACACGAAGCAUCCCUUGUCCACGCUUGGCUAGGAAAAUUGAUGUCAGUCACCCGGUCGUUCUUCAGCAGUGUGGACCAAACUAGGGUCAAGGUCGGCCGAGAAGUCGAUCAUUCACUAGUAGUGAGCUAGUGAAAAUUGGGGAAGACGAUCGGAGAUCGACAAUAUAUAUCGAACAGUAAUACCGAUAUCUGGAGAAAGGUUAGGUUGUGAUCGGAUAUCGGAGACUUGUGAUUAGGUUCGAGUAAGGUAAGUGGACGAGUUGGAAAGAAAUAAACGCCAAAAGUCGGAGAUCGGAGAAAGGGGAUAUCGGUCGAAGAGCUGGGUAUAUAAACUAAGGACCAGAACGGACGACAUACGUCAAGAGAUAUCUCCUGUUCGGCCAUUCACUUGUUUUCGGGACACAGACAACAAGCAAGCAAGCAAGCAAGCAAGGAAACAAACAAACAAACAAACAAACAAACUGCCAGCAAGAACAACACAAUGGGUGUCAACAAAAUCACUCACGUUGCGGGUACCGGGCCACAACCAGAAGCUGGCCAGACCGUGGUUAUCGAGUAUACUGGUUGGCUGAAGGACUCGAGCCAGGCCGAUGGAAAGGGAGCCGAAUUCGACAGCUCGAUCGGUCGUGGGGAUUUUGUCACGCAAAUCGGGGUUGGGAGACUCAUCAGAGGAUGGGAUGAGGCUGUAUUGAAAAUGAAGGUUGGCGAGAAAGCCACUUUGGAUAUUUCUAGUGAUUACGGAUACGGAGAGCGGGGUUUUCACGGCCACAUUCCUCCGAACGCAGAUUUGAUCUUUGACGUAUAUCUCAAGGGUCUCCAGUAGCUGGGCGGUUCACUGAUCUCGGGAAAAGGAGACGAGGUCCUUAGUUCAACGCCUCCAACGAGCCAAAGUAGGGACCGCUGGGCAAGAAACCACUGGAACUUGAAGUUCUUUUGGGAAGAUAGAUUUUAUGUCGGUGAUGGCGAUGACGAAAACACAGAUGGUUGGUGUUUACGUUGCGAGGAACCUUGAUGGGUAAAGACGAGGAAUUAAUUGAAUGACGGGAGGUUGAAGCGAUACAGGGAAGGUUGAAGUACCCGCGCAGCUAUGUUAAUAUGGAGAAGUACCUACAAGCGCCUCAUUGAAUGUGAUUGGCUC
This is a messenger RNA of Neurospora crassa OR74A, 1399 nucleotides long. It is a transcript of the gene fkr-3, whose product is annotated as peptidyl-prolyl cis-trans isomerase fkr-3. The record is from RefSeq and is a predicted model, not a curated record. Lineage: Eukaryota; Fungi; Ascomycota; Sordariomycetes; Sordariales; Sordariaceae. The coding region runs from base 743 to 1084 and encodes 113 amino acids. The transcript has 6 exons. Gene Ontology annotation, molecular function: peptidyl-prolyl cis-trans isomerase activity.